AUGGACCGGGCCGGCCCGUGGCCCGACAUGAGACGGGCUUGGCUCGAGCCCGCUCCAAGCACGGCACGAGCCCGAGCCCGCUUAAAUCAUCUACUGCAUUUUAUCACUACCGUACCAAGUUGGAACAGCAACAUCAUAAAAACUCAAAACAUGUGUUGGAGGCAUCUAAAUAGCUUGAGAACGAUCAGCAAGGACCAAUUCUUUUGCGUUGUUACUGUUGCGAUACUGGCGGCUUACGAGUUCCGUCAAUUGGUUCUUCUUAGGUUGGGUGUUGCCCUGAUUUUUAAAGAAGUCAUCUUGUUAAGUGGAAUUCAUAGUCUAUUUCCAUUCAGGUUGGUUAGAGCUGCUCGUGCAAAGGGUGCAAACAUCAUUCUUAUACAGAGUUAUAUUGCGAAGUUCAACGUGAGCCUAAAAGGUGGAGAGCGAGAAGCAUUGAACUUUUUGAGGGACAUUACUUCUGUCAGACACAAAGGGAGGACUUCUUUCAACGAGAAAAGCCUUACAAAGAUCAUCCAACAAUUCUUAGGUGAAAGCAUUGGGAAAUACCAACGUUCUGAGGAUUAUAUUGAUUUUGGUGAGCUUUAUGAUAAUAAUUUUGAACAUCUUAAUCCUGAUGACAUGCCUAAUAAUGAGAAUAACUUAACCUCUAACGAUGUGGAGCAACCUAUGCAUGCUAAUAUGCCUCUCGAAUCAAACACUCAAGAAGAAAACAUUGAUCAAACUGAGAAGACAUUCAAUGAUACUUAUUUGUUGUAUGAGAAGAAAUAUAGUGUUGGUACAAUAGCUACACAAACUGCUCCAACUGUUCAUUUAUUUGGUUCAUCUUCAUCUAGUAGUGCAGCUAUUUUUGGUAUGCUUGCUAGCAAAGGAAAACAAAAGAGUGUAAUAAGUUCUCGUACUGAAGUUUUUAAGUAUUUGGAUACUGAAUUUGUUAAAUUUAUGACUAAGGAAGAAAGAAAUAAUUUCAAUAUUUUGGAUUGGUGGAAAGCACAUGAAAAGAACUUUCCUGUGCUUUCCAUUAUGGCAUGUGAUGUACUAACAACUCCGGUGUCCACAGUAGCUUCGGAGUCUGCUUUUAGUGCAGGUGGUCGUGUGCUGGACGAAAAGAGGACGAGGCUUACUCCUCAAAUAUGCGAGGCACUUAUGUGUUUGAAGGAUUGGGAAGAUGCUGAUUUUCGAACUCAAAGUUUUGUAGAUGAAGAUCUCUCAUAUUUUGAAGAUGACAGCACAAGUUCCCUUAAUGAAUUCCACUUCUUCAAUCACAAAUUUGCUUGCUUUCUUUUCUGUUUUUCCAGUCGUUUCUCAUUUUCUUCAGCCACUGAUCCACCCAAUCUUUUCAGCUCUCUCUUCCUUUCUUCUGCCCUGGUUUUUGGUAGCUCGGACUUCGAAGGGAAGGAACUGAAGGAUUAA
Molecule: messenger RNA, 1410 nt
Organism: Prunus armeniaca (apricot)
Lineage: Eukaryota; Viridiplantae; Streptophyta; Magnoliopsida; Rosales; Rosaceae
Source: the annotation of a GenBank genome assembly